AGACGGUGCGCACGGCCACCCCGUUCCCCAUGGUCAGUCUGUUCCUGGUGUUCACCGCUUUCGUCAUCAGCAACGUGGGGCACAUCCGCCCCCAGAGGACCCUCCUGGCCUUCGUCUCGGGCAUCUUCUUCAUCCUCUCGGGUGUCACUCAGGUCACAGGUGUCACAGGUGACACGGGGGACACUCAGGUGGCACAGGUGAUGGCUUCAGGUGUGACCCAGGGGUCACAGGUGUCUCUCAGGGCACAGGGUGCAGGUGUGAUGUCGGUGUACCUGUUCACCAAACGUUACGCAGAAGAAGAGCUGUGCCAUACCCCAGGUGUAUCACAGUGGGGACAUUGGGGUCACACCUGGACACACCUGGACACACCUGGACACACCUGGACACACCCAAUGUCCAUCCAGAUGAGCCAAAAUUACCCCCCGGCCAUCAAAUACCCGCAGAGACCCCCGCCACACCCUCACCUGUCCACGUCACCCUGCUAGGGACACACCUGGGGACAUCUGGACACACCUGGACACGCCCAAAACACACCUGGGGACAUUGGGGACACACCUGGACACACCUGGACACACCUGGGGACAUUGGGGACACACCUGGACACACCUGGACACACCUGGGACACACCUGGACACACCUGGACACGCCCAAUGUCCAUCCAAAUGAGCCAAAAUUACCCGCCGGCCAUCAAAUACCCGCAGAGACCCCCGCCACACCCGCACCUGUCCACGUCACCCUGCUAGGGACACACCUGGGGACACCAAAAACACACCUGGACACACCUGG
Messenger RNA from Malurus melanocephalus (red-backed fairy wren), 786 nucleotides. RefSeq names its product voltage-dependent calcium channel gamma-7 subunit-like. Gene Ontology annotation, biological process: neurotransmitter receptor transport, postsynaptic endosome to lysosome; regulation of AMPA receptor activity; neurotransmitter receptor internalization. NCBI's taxonomy places the organism in Eukaryota, Metazoa, Chordata, Aves, Passeriformes, Maluridae. Gene Ontology annotation, cellular component: postsynaptic density membrane; AMPA glutamate receptor complex. The transcript is spliced from 6 exons. Gene Ontology annotation, molecular function: voltage-gated calcium channel activity; channel regulator activity. The annotation marks the transcript as partial. The record is from RefSeq and is a predicted model, not a curated record.